AUGAGCGCCCAAACCGAAGAAACCACUGGGCAGCUACCGAACGGGACAGGAGUCAGCAGAGCUCUGGAUCAUAGUUCGGCAGCAGUUGGGGGUGAUGUGGAGACAUCACCAGUGAAUGUGGUGGAUGGCCAGCAGCAACAGACAAGAGACGCGGAGUCUGAAAGGGAUAGGCGUCCAGAGUUGCAAGCAACGGUCCGCACGGAUGCUUCUUCGCGGGCAGAGACUACAGCCAAGCAUGCGCAGGCGAGGCUAGGAGAAGCUUCGACGACGCUGGAUUUGGGUGGGCGAUCUGUCGCGGAGCAACAAGGAUCUGGUGAAAGGCCGGGAGCAGUGCAAAAUGGCUAUCUAACCCCAAGGGCGGGACCCUUGGAGUCCGUACAGCAAUCCUGGAUGACCUCAAUGGAGGUGCCAAGAUGGAUGGUGAAGUUGGGAAAUCUGCUCAACGGAGGGUCGGGAAUUCCCUCUGCAGAGCUGGCCCCGAGUCCGUAUCCCGGAGCGUCGCCGCUUUACUCGACGCCUCCGGGAGGGGCGACCUUCAGACUGAGGUCACCGGCGAAGGCUCGUCCGAUACCAGCAGCUCCGACCCCUCCGUCAUCGUCGAGUCUUCCUGCAGAAGCGAUACAAGCUGAGGUACAGCGCCAGCUACAAGGCGUGAUGGCACAGCUGAAGCAGUACGGAGAUCGCAAUGAGCAAUUGCAGUGUGAGCUUGAUGAUGCGAGGAGACAGUUGCGUGAGUUACGGCGUGAGGAGUAUAUGCAAGAAGCCGGGGGUGCAGCACCACGAGGAUUAUUAGGUGAAGAAAUGAUGCCUACAGUACAGCCUGUUGUUUCUAAAGGACCGAAGUUCUACCUGAUCUACGACGAGCCUCAGAGAUUCCGCAGUUUGCGAAUCCAGGGAAUGAGCCGAAAGCUGCAGUUGAUCAAGGAGCACCGGGACUGCUGA
Molecule: messenger RNA, 942 nt
Organism: Symbiodinium necroappetens
Lineage: Eukaryota; Dinophyceae; Suessiales; Symbiodiniaceae
Source: the annotation of a GenBank genome assembly